Molecule: messenger RNA, 1446 nt
Organism: Coffea eugenioides
Lineage: Eukaryota; Viridiplantae; Streptophyta; Magnoliopsida; Gentianales; Rubiaceae
Exons: 1
Coding region: 1-1446 (481 amino acids)
Source: RefSeq, a predicted model, not a curated record
AUGGACCAACUCACCAAUAUGUACAGGAAUGUUGAGGUCCAAUUAGGGCAAAUAGCAAAUGCGGUAAACAAUCGCAACCAAGGGAAUUUAUCUAGUAAGACUGAGGUGAACCCAAGGGAGCAUGUGAAGGCUAUAACCCCCCGUAGUGGUAAGGAAGUAGGUGAGCCACCUGUAGUUGAACAUGAGAAAGAAGGUGAAAGAAGAGAGAACAAGCAGUUGAGUGAGUUAGGAGAGGACGGCAAGAAAAUCAAAGGGAAAGAAAAUAUGGAGGAAAAUGAGCCAAAAAUGGGAGAAACAACACCAAUUCCUCCACCGGUGCCAUUCCCUCAAAGAUUAAAGCCUUCGAGAAAUGAUAAAGAAUUUGAAAAGUUUGUCAACAUUUUCAAACAAUUACAUAUUAACAUUCCUUUUAUUGAUGCUAUUUUGCAAAUUCCUUCAUACGCAAAAUUUCUCAAGGAGAUAAUGACUAAGGAAAGGAAGUUAGUAGAUAGCGAGACAAUUGCAUUAACAGAAGAAUGUAGUGCCAUCAUACAAGAUAAAUUGCCACCAAAGUUGAAAGAUCCAGGGAGUUUCACAGUUCCUUGCACUAUUGGUAAUGUAGAAUUCUCUAAAGUACUUUGUGACCUUAGUGCGAGUGUGUCAUUGAUCCCUUUAACUGUGGCUAGGCAAUUGGGGUUGAAAGAGUUAAAACGUACUAACAUCUCCUUCCAAUUGGCUGACAGGUCUAUUAGACAUCCAAUGGGCAUAUUGGAGAAUGUGCUCAUUAAAGUGCAGAAAUUUAUUAUUCCUGUUGAUUUUGUUGUUUUAGACAUGGAGGAAGAUGUAAAUGUACUUAUUAUACUUGGUAGACCAUUUCUGGCCACUGCAGGUACAAUAAUAGAUGUCAAACGUGAUAAGUUCAAGUUCCAAAUCGGUGAAGAGGAAGUGGAAUUUGAUUUGAGUAAAGUGGAGAAAUAUCCAUCUUUUACUGACCAUGUUUAUUCGAUUGACAUAUGUGAUGAAUUGGCAUUAGAGAUCAGUCAAGUUAAUCUUGAUGAUGAUUCUCUUGAAUUUUGUUUUAAUGGUAUAGGUAUACAAAAGGAGCAAGUUGAAGAAAUGAUUGAAUUUUUGCAGGCACAGGUUCCUUACAAAAGGAGAAAUGCAUAUGAGGAGUUAGGAUUGAGCAAAGGGCUGCCUCCACCAUCAUGUGAGCAAGCACCACGGCUUGAGCUUAAACCACUGCCUAAAUACCUCAAAUAUGCGUUUCUUGGAGAAAAAGAGACAUUGCCGGUAAUUGUAAAUUCUGCACUAGAUGAGGAACAACUAGACAAGUUCUUACGUGUUCUAAGGAAGCAUUUAAAGGCUAUAGGAUGGACAAUUUCUGAUAUCAAAGGAAUUAGUCCAACUAUUUGUAUGCAUAGGAUUUUGUUGGAAGAAAACUCUAAACCGGUGGUUGAAACUCAAUGA